GCGGCCUAGCUCGCGGUCCAGGUCCCGGCUCAGCAGUGCUAAGGCGGCCGGUGUUAUUGCAGUACCAGGUCUCUCAAAGGCCUGCGGGGCACUGCCGCCCACUGAAGAAGGCAUCCGAACAGGCGGCAUCGAGGGGCAUCAAGGACACUCUCCUUUACCCCACCCCCUUUCCAGGACCAUUCGACAUUCUACAUAUUACGCCUCGAGCCCUCUCCAGACUUUCUUCCAACUUUGUUAAACAAGCAACCUAAGUUAGCUGCAUCUUUCACACAUCAAAAUGGAUCGCAUCAAGGAGAAAAUGAACUCGCUCCGCUUGGAGGCUGACGAAGCUGUCGCCAAGGUCGAGGAACUCCAGGCCAGAGUCAAGACUCUUGAGCAGGAAAACCUGGCAAAGGAGCAAGAGAUUACCUCGCUGCAACACAACAACGGCCUCCUCCAGUCCGAGGUCGAGAAGCUGGAGACCGCCAUCACGGACUUCAAGAAGAUCGCCGACGAGGGACAGGAGUCUGGAACCCAAAAGGAGACACUGCAGCGACGACUCCAGCUGCUAGAAGACGAGGCUGAGGAGGCCGACAAGACUCUCCGCGAGGCCAACGAGAAGCUUCGACAAACUGAUGUCAAGGCCGGACAUUUCGAGCGCAAGGUCCAGGCCCUCGAGAAUGAGCGCGAUCAGUGGGAGCAGAAAUACGAAGAAAUGGCAAAGAAACACGCGGAUCUGCAGAAGGAGCUGGAGGAGCUCCAGAACGAGAUUGGAAACAUUUAAUUGUACAGUACUUUCUUAGCCAGCACACCUUUUUGUCGCCCCACACCACGGUUGUGCGGUUGGACCCUUGUAGGAACCACCAAGGAACAUAGUAGGAUGGAGGCGUGUUGAUAGACAAGAUUCGAAUGUCACAAGGAAGCGCAUUUUUAGCAGCAGCAGCAUUUCAACAAUUACGUGUUUCGUCGCCCUGUCCUUUUUCCUCUCCCUGUCCUUCUCUCUUUCGGCUCGGGGUAUCUAUAGAUUGCUGCUGAAGCUGGCAACUAAUGUUGUGUCUUUAAAGUCUUCAUUUCGAUUUGCGCUCACUGGCUUUUGCACUCUUCUUUGCCUUUUGCUUCCUCCCUGCCAGCUGCCUUUCUAUCUUUGACUCAUAACGGAACUUUUGCUUCUUCUUCUUGGGUCGUACUGGACCCUUUUUUGCUGACUUGUCGUCCUGGUCAGCCUUAUCUGCUUCCCCGUCUUUGUCUUCCUCCGCCUUUUCCUGCGGCUUUGCUGGUCUUUCCAGGCCAUCCCGUGA
Trichoderma atroviride IMI 206040 is the source of this 1277-nucleotide messenger RNA. RefSeq lists its product as uncharacterized. The record is from RefSeq and is a predicted model, not a curated record. Lineage: Eukaryota; Fungi; Ascomycota; Sordariomycetes; Hypocreales; Hypocreaceae.